AGGCGCUGCGGCGGCUUCUCGUUGCCAUGGCAGCGACGGACGCGGCCUACCGCUCUUCCUCUGGCUCCACCCGGCGAUGGACGUUUACCGGCCGCGCUAUUACACCCCGAAGGAGGUGGAGGUGCACAACCGGCCCUGGGACCUCUGGGUCUCCUACAUGGGGCGGGUCUAUGACCUCAGCCCCCUGGCCGAGGCCUACAAGGGUGAUCUCUUAUUGAAGCCUAUUCUAGAAGCAGCGGGGAAAGACAUUAGCCACUGGUUCAACCCCAAAACCAAAGAUAUACAGACACACAUUAACCCUCUAACAGGAUGCCUUAAGUACUACACCCCACAAGGUCGCUUUGUGCACAUCCCACCUCCUCUGCCUCGUACAGACUGGGCCAAUGACUUUGGCUUGCCCUGGUGGAGAGAUGGCAACUACGAGGUGGGCAUCCUGUCUGCCAAAACCAGACGCAUACGGAUCAUCAACACUCUGACCUCUCAGGAACAUACCCUUGAGGUCUGUGCAGAGGAAUCCAUGUGGGAGAUCCUUCGGCGGUACUUGCCCUACAACGCCCAUGCAGCCAGCUAUACAUGGAAAUACGAACGCGUCAACCUAGACAUGGAUAAGAACCUGCAGCAGAACAACAUUCCGGAUGAGGAUGAGGAAUUCUACAAUCUCUACAUGGACGCUGAUGCCUUCACCCCAGCCAUCCUGCUCUACUUCAACGAUGACCUCACUGAGCUCUAGGAGCUCUCGCCCAUCUGGAGUGGCCCAGGCAAACCUGGAAACAUCAUGUCAGAGCUGGAGACCUGGCAACCCAAGGGUACGCUACUAUGCCAAAGAGCAGAACGAUCCAGAAUUCUGUGGCCAAGCACCGUAAUGUGGCUGUGGUCGUGUUCCUGUUGGGCCUUGCAGUCUGUAAUAUUUCUCGGUCCAGCAACAGACACCGAGAAUGAGAAUGAGGAGUAACUUUAUUAAAAAGCUUUAUUCAGAGGUGCCGCUAAGACCCUCUUUUAGAACUGGUACUCAAGGCCUAAGGAACAGGCUAGUUCAUGUGACUCCAGGGCAAGUCGCCAAAUUGACAAUGGGCAAUUAACAUGAAGGAAGAGCCAGCAAAUUACAAGCUCUGUCAUUGCGCAAUUCACAGGGCCAUAUGCCAAAACUCUUCAGGCAACAUCUGGAGAGCCAGAGGUUAGCUGCCCCUGGUGCAAAUGAUACUAAUCUAGGUGGGCCAAUGGCUUGCCUCUGUAUAAAACAGUUUCCUCCAUUCCUAACUGCUCUCUGUCCACAUUUGCAGCCGCCGCAUUGGGAACAUGCCUCGCAUUCCUCCCUCUGUCCCUUCUAGGGGGGUGGCAUUAAGCUCUCCCCCCCCAGCUGUGGCAGAGAUAAUGGGCAUCUGUCUACUCCCAUGCCAUGCCAACAAGGCCACAGGCUGUCACAUCAGGCCAGCUGUCCUUUCUCCCUGCCCCCUUGGAUGGGUGCUGUCCUUGGUAGCUGCAGCAGAAGGGAAAAAGUACAACCCCUCUCUGCAAGCUCUGUAAUUUGAAGGUUGACCAUCCUCUUGUGGUGUGGUGCUGGCAGGUGCCAUAACCUCAGGGAGGCUCGGACUUGUAUAGAGAACAGAUGGACUUGCGACCGCUGUCCUCUGUCUGUGAAAAGGGAACCCUGCCCACUCUGCCUCGAAAGAACAGCUGCUCUUGGCCAAUGAUGCCUGGUUUUUCCUUUUUUCUUCUGCACUUGCAGUGCUUUUGUCUCUCCCUACACUGCCACCUGGUUGUGGCCCCACAGUUGUGGAAUCCUGGCCGAAAGAGGCCUGUUUGGCUAUGUCACUGCUGAACUUCUGCUGCACUGCAAAGGCAUGGCCUUUCUCAUAGUUUGGUGGAGGAGUAAUUUCCUGGUAGAUUUUAUCUGCUGUCUGGCAACCCUUAUGCUGCAAUCCUAUACUGCGGCCUUGGUCAACCUGGUGCCCUCCAGAUGUUUUGUACUACAGCUCCCAUCAGCCUUAGCCAGCAUGGAACUGAUGCAGGGUCAUUCGUUUCCCCCUUCCCCCCCCUUUCAUUUUUAAGUUUAUUUUUUCAUUUAAUUUUUAAUUCUGUUGGCACAGCUGUAAUACCAACACAUUUUGGCCCCUGCUCUAUUACAACUUUUGCAUCCCAUAUGGUCAUUAAAAAAACUUGUAAUUACGAGCGUGUACCUCAUUAGGCUUAUUUCCUCCUCCCUCCCAAUCCAUUUCCCUUUUGUGUUGUGUCCUUUUAGAUUGCAAGCCUGGUGGCAGGGACAGUUUGGUUUUCUUUUCUUUUUAGUGAUCCAUAAGACACACUGAGAGACCCUUUUUUUUUGCCCGAAGAGCUGGAUAAAAAUUCUGCAAGCAAAAAACUGGGCAGUGAGUCAAGGUCUUAUUUCUGAGUAAACAUGCAAGGGAUUGCACUUUAAAAAAAAUAUUUGUAAUGUUUUUACUGAGAUUUAUUACACUGUUGCAUUUUUGUAAGACAAAGGCAGGAUAUGCUUAUUUUUUAAAAUGAGAGAAUUGUUUGUGACCACAUGCUGUCUCCUUCCACAUGUUCAUUCCCAAAAAACCAAACUUGUCCCUAUGACUUUCUCCUCCCUUGUCUCUCAUAAACCAUUGCAUGAUUAGA
This is a messenger RNA of Podarcis muralis (Common wall lizard), 2619 nucleotides long. It is a transcript of the gene CYB5D1, whose product is annotated as cytochrome b5 domain containing 1. Gene Ontology annotation, biological process: cilium movement. Lineage: Eukaryota; Metazoa; Chordata; Lepidosauria; Squamata; Lacertidae. The record is from RefSeq and is a predicted model, not a curated record.